GGCCCUACAGCCCGAGCCGCGGGACCUGCUGCGCAGGUAAUGGCCUGCGCCCUGCUGCUGCUUCUGGCCUGUGGCUUGCUGGGUCAGUGCCAGCAGGAGCCCCAGACCCCGGACUGGAGGAUGACCCUCAAGACCAUCCGGAACGGGGUGCACAAGAUAGACAUGUACCUGAACGCGGCUCUGGAUCUCCUGGGAGGAGAGGACGGCCUGUGUCUGUAUAAAUGCAGCGACGGGUUGAAGCCUCUUCCACGUUAUGGGUAUAAGCUUUCACCACCGAAUGGAUGCGGAUCGCCGCUAUUUGGAGUUCAUUUUGACAUUGGUAUCCCUUCGAUGACAAAGUGCUGUAAUCAACAUGACAGAUGCUAUGAUACCUGUGGCAAUAGAAAAAAUGAUUGUGAUGAACAGUUUCAGUAUUGUCUCUCCAAGAUCUGCAGGGAAGUACAGAAAACAUUAGGAAUAUCAGAGAGUGUACAGGGGCAAAUCCAGGUGGAUAGUGGGCCUGAUUUAAAUACCAAAGGUGGAGACCAAAACGUCACAGAAACAGAUGCCUUUGAGAGAAGCCAACCAUUUGAUCCAGCAGCACAAUACAAAAUGAACCACAGGCGAAGAGGGGUUGCUUUAAUCUUCAAUCAUGAGCAGUUUUACUGGCACUUAACACUGCCAGAUAGACGUGGCACACUUGCAGACAGAGACAAUCUGAAACGCAGUUUGACAGAGCUUGGAUUUGAAGUCAGAUGCUUUGAUGACCUUAAAGCAGAAGAGGUGAUGCGGAACAUUUAUGAAGUGUCAACGGACAACCACAGUGAUGCUGACUGCUUUGUGUGUGUGUUCCUGAGCCAUGGUGAAGAUAAUCACGUUUACGCCUAUGAUGCUAAAAUAAAAGUUCAGACAGUGACAAACAUGUUCAAAGGAGACAAAUGCCCGAGUCUAGUAGGAAAGCCUAAAAUAUUUAUAAUUCAGGCAUGUCGAGGAGAUCAACACGAUGACCCAGUCAUUGUUUACGAUGCAGUGGACAGUAUUGUAGACAAGUCCAAUGUCAAUGAAACUGAAGUGGAUGCUGCGGCUAUAUAUACUUUACCUGCUGGUGCAGACUUUCUAAUGUGCUACUCGGUUGCAGAAGGUUACUAUUCUCAUCGUGAAACUCUAAAUGGCACCUGGUAUAUUCAAGACUUGUGUGAGAUGAUAAGAAAGUAUGGUUCUUCCUUGGAAUUCACAGAACUUCUCACUCUGGUUAACAGGAAAGUAUCUCUUCGCAGAGUGGAUAUGUGCAGAGACAUGAAUGCAAUAGGAAAGAAGCAGAUUCCUUGUUUUGCCUCAAUGCUGACUAAAAAAUUGCACUUCACUCAAAAAUCAAAGUAGAUAUGCCCAUCUGUGAGAAUGGCAUCUUAUUCAGAUUCACUCCAAAAAUGGAAAAUAUCUUCAUCACUUAAGCUUGUAGUCUAGAAGAUCACUGAGUGAAGGGCUUGUUCUCUUGUUCAGUAGUUUAUAACAUGAUUUUCAAUGUAGCUAGAGAACUGCACAGUUAUUCACAUCAUGCAUUUUCCUUAACAGGACUAUUUUCAAAAAUGCUGGGAUCAAAUUUCAGGAGCCAUAAUUUAAAUACUUUUAUAAAACCUUUCUAUAUUAGAAAUUAUUGCUUUGUUAUAAUAAAUCAGCAUUGCAGCAACAGCAGUCUCAGGGAAUUUUGGGAGAAAUAAUUGUAACACUGAUUUCUGUGUAAUAAAAAUUGCAAGGUGCUCAGAUCCCAUGGUAAUGAGGGUCAUAUAUGUCCUAAGAAAGAAAACACUUUUUAACCAAUUUUUUAAUAUGUUCUGACUUGCACUUGAAUGACACCUUGUCUACUUUCUAACUGCAUUCUAGCAUUUUGUAACUUUUUUUCACAAAUUUUUAAAACUGCAUUAGAAUAUAAAAGCUUUUUUUCUUUGCACUGACAUUAAUUUAUGAGGAGUACAACUAAGGUAUGUUUGUAAUUUUUCUGUAUCUUAAAAAUAUUUAACACCUACAACGCAUUAAAAAUGUGCAAUGUGUGUUUCACUAGA
Molecule: messenger RNA, 2039 nt
Organism: Terrapene triunguis (Three-toed box turtle)
Lineage: Eukaryota; Metazoa; Chordata; Testudines; Emydidae
Gene: PLA2G12A
Product: phospholipase A2 group XIIA
Exons: 10
Coding region: 40-1359 (439 amino acids)
Biological process (GO): arachidonate secretion; phospholipid metabolic process; lipid catabolic process
Cellular component (GO): extracellular region
Molecular function (GO): A2-type glycerophospholipase activity; cysteine-type endopeptidase activity; calcium ion binding
Source: RefSeq, a predicted model, not a curated record